AGCGGAUGUUUUGGAACUAAUUAGGAAACCUGCUUCAGAGAGUGGAAAUUAGAAAUUUAAAAAUCUUUCUGAGGUUAUGCACGCGAAUCACGUGUUAUUAAAUCAAGUUAACUCGCGUACAAAUAUAAUUUUUAAGUAAUUCGCAUUUAUUGUCUAGUAUCAAUGUAUUAAAUACUAUAUUGCGUUAAUAUGUAAAUAGAUUACAGUGAAAUAAUUAAGAAAUCUCACAUGUUUAUUGACAUGCAUCAGCUGUCAUUCAGUGACAAAAAUAGAAAAUAAAUAGUAAUAAAUUGUAUAAAAUAUAAAAAUGAAAUUCUUCACUGAUUCUGUAGCACGUUGUGCUGCACGAAUUGGUACUCUCAGUGGAUUCGAAAGAAUGCCUAACGUUUCCUUCGAAACACCUCUACUCCUCAUCUAUACAAAGGGUGGCAGUGUACCACAUUUAACAAAGGAUGUUUUCAAAAUGGUAACGUCAGAGAAGCAACUACUGUCUGUUUCACUUCCCUCUACACUGUCAAUGAUGGAUGUUAUUCAGGAACUUGACACUUCUUUUGCCGACUUCGUUAGCAUGAAGGAAUAUAUACAUUUUUUAUCUAUACACGAUCCCGCGUAUGCCACUACUUCUGGCUUCCAGCAGUUGGACUCUAUUUCAGUCUGGUCUAGAACGGGAAGAACUCUCUUCACGGCUAAGAAAUACAUGGAGCUCGUGCAAGCUUACAAGCCAGAUCUCUAUGUUGCCCUCUGUGAUGGAGAUACGAACAGCAGUAGUAGCGCAAAGCGAGUGAGGAAAGCGAUUAAUCGAAGUAAAACUUUGCUGGAACAGUGCUUGGAUAUACAUUUGAGCUCGGAUGCGUUAAAAUCUAAAGGAGUAUUAGGCGCGGUGGAAGGCGGCUAUAACGUACAAGCCAGGGAAGAAUCCAUAGAUUACUUGAAGGAUAAACCUUUGGCAGGAUUUGUGAUAGACGGAUUGCAUAAUAAUGGGCCGGACGUGCAGGACAUUCCGUCGGGACAAGUGAAACAAAUAAUCAAACAUACUAUUAAUUUGCUGCCUGCUGACAAAGUAAAAGUAUCGAUGGGCUGUUGGAACCCGGCCACCGUACUCGAUCUUGUUGAGUUGGGAGUAGAUAUAUUCGACUCGUCCUAUCCAUAUGUGAUUACCGAGCAGUCGCAGGCUUUGAUAUUUUUGUGUGAUCACGACGCUUGCGCGAAUGACCAAUACGCGAUGUCGAUAACAGAAAAGAGGUAUAAAGACGACUUCUCCCCUAUUUGUAAAAAGUGCACAUGCCUCACGUGUCAGAGUCACACGAGAGCGUAUCUUCAUCAUUUACAACACACCAAGGAAAUGCUUGGCUCAGUGCUUUUAAUGAUCCACAAUGUCCAUCAGUAUCUUCAGUUCUUCGCUGCUAUUCGUGACAGUAUAAAAAGUGGAACGUUCGAUCAGCUCCAAACGAGAAUUCGUCUGAAGUACGCGGCUGUCGACUCGGAAUCCGCCGUUGUGUAAAUCUUUUUAUUUUUAAUAAAUUAUUUCGAAUAAA
Ooceraea biroi (clonal raider ant) is the source of this 1535-nucleotide messenger RNA. RefSeq names its product queuine tRNA-ribosyltransferase accessory subunit 2. The record is from RefSeq and is a predicted model, not a curated record. Lineage: Eukaryota; Metazoa; Arthropoda; Insecta; Hymenoptera; Formicidae.